CAGCAUACUGUGCCAGCAUUAAUGUUUUGACGUGGAUUUUGUUUGUUGUUACUUGUUUAAAACCCCUUUUUUGCUACACGAAGACGGCUAGAAGAAUCCCAGAAUUCGCUUUUUCGAAUCAACCCCAAGCUAGUGGUAAAUAAAUCAUUCUCAGCAUUCGGUCAGCUAUGGCAGGCGAGAAGUAUUCCAUCCUGCUUCCAACGUACAACGAACGGGAAAACCUUCCAAUCAUCAUCUGGCUGAUUGUGAAGUACAUGCAAGAGGCAAAAAUUAACUACGAAGUGAUCGUUAUUGAUGAUGGCAGUCCGGACGGAACGCUUGAGGUAGCUAAGCAGUUGCAAAAAAUAUACGGCGAAGAUCGGAUUCUCCUUCGGCCAAGGGCUGCAAAGCUGGGGCUUGGAACGGCCUACAUCCAUGGAAUAGAGCACGCUACAGGCGAUUACAUCAUUAUCAUGGAUGCCGAUCUGAGCCACCACCCCAAAUUCAUUCCACAGUUUGUAGAGCUGCAAAAGAAGGGCGACUUUGACAUAGUUUCUGGCACGCGGUACAAGGGUGCCGGUGGUGUGUACGGGUGGGACUUCAAGAGGAAGUUGAUCUCGCGUGGAGCUAACUUUCUUUCUCAACUGUUGCUGAGACCGAAUGCUUCCGAUCUAACAGGAUCGUUCCGUUUGUAUCGCAAGGAAGUUCUCAAGGAACUGAUAUCUCGUUGCACUUCGAAGGGAUACGUCUUCCAGAUGGAAAUGAUCGUGCGAGCGCGUCAAUUGAACUACUCGAUUGGAGAGGUUCCGAUAUCAUUCGUGGACCGUGUGUACGGACAGUCGAAACUCGGUGGAUCGGAGAUAGUACAGUUCGCGAAAAAUUUGUUGUAUUUGUUUGCCACCACGUAGAAGAGAGAUCACACUUACACUACGGUUUCCGUUGUCAUCAUCAAUAAACCAACCACCAACGUGUGAAGACGGGUAUCGUACCUUUUAACAA
This is a messenger RNA of Anopheles funestus (African malaria mosquito), 978 nucleotides long. RefSeq names its product dolichol-phosphate mannosyltransferase subunit 1 (gene Dpm1). Gene Ontology annotation, molecular function: dolichyl-phosphate beta-D-mannosyltransferase activity. The record is from RefSeq and is a predicted model, not a curated record. The coding region runs from base 168 to 887 and encodes 239 amino acids. Lineage: Eukaryota; Metazoa; Arthropoda; Insecta; Diptera; Culicidae. The transcript has 3 exons. Gene Ontology annotation, cellular component: endoplasmic reticulum membrane. Gene Ontology annotation, biological process: protein O-linked glycosylation via mannose; GPI anchor biosynthetic process.